Messenger RNA from Triplophysa dalaica, 3079 nucleotides. Its product is annotated as homeobox protein PKNOX2-like. Gene Ontology annotation, molecular function: DNA binding; channel activity. The record is from RefSeq and is a predicted model, not a curated record. Lineage: Eukaryota; Metazoa; Chordata; Actinopteri; Cypriniformes; Nemacheilidae. The coding region runs from base 221 to 3025 and encodes 934 amino acids. Gene Ontology annotation, biological process: monoatomic cation transport; positive regulation of interleukin-1 production; regulation of DNA-templated transcription. The transcript has 18 exons.
CUUUCCAACUACAGGCAAGACGGAAAUGCGUCGUUCCCGAAUGUAAGUCCAAUUGUAUGCCGAUAGGGGGCCAGCGGGCUCCGCCGUUAUGAACCGGAGACGCGGAAUCAGGACCCGGGGUGUUCGACUGUCUGGAGGGCUGUGCACCAGGAGACCCACACCAACAUCAGAUGCUCUGAUGCUGAGAACAAGCAAACUGGUCUCCAUGUGAAGCUAUCCCAUGAUGCAACAUGUGUCCCCAGCACCAGCAUUGACCAUGAUGGCCACACAGAGCGUCCCUCCACCAUCGUACCAGGAGAGCCAACAGAUGACAGGCACUACGCAGCAAAACUCAAAGGCCCAGCAUGUCCACAUCUCUGCAGCCUCGGCAGCAGGGGCCACAGCGGUCAGCGUGACCCUUGACCCCCAAGCUCAGCUGGAGUCAGACAAGCGAGCCGUUUACAGACAUCCUCUCUUCCCUCUUCUGGCCCUUCUCUUUGAAAAGUGUGAGCAAGCCACACAGGGAUCAGAAUGCAUCACCUCGGCCAGCUUUGACGUUGACAUUGAGAACUUUGUCCACCAGCAAGAACAGGACCAUAAGCCUUUCUUCAGCGAGGACCCUGAACUAGACAACCUGAUGGUGAAGGCGAUCCAGGUGUUACGGAUCCACCUGCUUGAGCUGGAGAAGGUGAACGAGCUCUGUAAAGACUUCUGCAACCGUUACAUCACCUGCCUCAAGACCAAGAUGCACAGCGACAAUCUGCUUCGGAACGACCUGGGCAGCCCGUAUUCCCCAUCACAGACCAGCCUCGGUCUGCAGCAGGAUCUCCUCCAAAACUUAUCUCCGUCCCUCACCUCUGUAUCCAGCACCGUCAAUCCCUCUGGGAUCGUGGUCCCUGCCGGCUCGCUGCAACAGAACAACGUUGCCAUGACCACUAUCAACUCUCAGGUGGUCUCAGGUGGGACGUUGUAUCAGCCAGUGGCAAUGGUUACCUCACAGGGGCAGGUGUUAACCCAGGGUUUACCGCCGGGAACCAUCCAAAUCCAAAACAAUCAGGUGAACCUGGACUUGUCUUCACUCUUGGACUGCGAUGACAAGAAAUCAAAAAACAAAAGAGGCGUUCUUCCCAAACAUGCCACAAACAUCAUGCGUUCCUGGCUGUUCCAGCAUCUCAUGCAUCCCUAUCCCACAGAGGAUGAGAAAAGGCAAAUCGCAGGACAAACCAAUCUUACCUUGUUACAGGUGAACAACUGGUUUAUCAACGCCCGCAGGCGUAUACUGCAACCCAUGUUGGAUGCCAGUAAUCCUGACCCAGCCCCCAAAGCCAAGAAGAUGAAAUCCCAGCACAGACCCACACAACGCUUCUGGCCUGAUUCCAUUGUAGCUGGAGUCCUGCAGACACACGGAUCCCACACUAACUCAGACGGCUCGCUAGGAAUGGACGGCCUGCAGCCUUUGUCCUCGGAUUCCGCCACGCUGGCGAUGCAGCAAGCUAUGUUGGGAGGAACCGACGACUCUAUGGACGGGACGGAGGAUGAAGAUGAAGAAGAAGAGGAAGAGGAUGGAAUGGACGAUGAGGAAGAUGAAGAGGAAGAAGAAGAAAGCGAUGGCAUUAGACGGAGAGAUCUGGGCCUCAACCAUCACGACGGACUGGACAAGGGCUCUUCGGCACUGUCGAGUAUAAAUAGCGUGAGAAAUGACAGAGUUGCCAGUAUGUCUAUUGCCAGCUCAGCCGCCCAGGCGAUGCUCUCCGAUGCCCUGCUGAGGGACAGUAACGGCGACAAUCGCAUCAAGCACCUGGAGUUGGAAUUGCCUCUGGAUAAAGUCAUCAAGUUCGUGUCUGUGGGCCUGCCGCUCCUUCUGGUGUCCAUGGCCUUUGCCAGAGAGAUUUCCAUCGGCCCACAGAUCAGCUGCUUUCCUCCAAACAACUUCACAGCAAAGCAGGCAGAAUAUGUAGACACAUACUGCUGGGACUCCCUUAUGCAUCAUGAGUUCGACACAGAUGGGAACUUCGAAGAACGUUCACUGUGGGUGCACAAAAUGUUCCCAUACUCCUUAUUGGUCAUGGCGGUGAUGAUGUACAUACCUUCCUUGAUAUGGCGUUUUCUGGCCGUGCCCAGCUUGAGCUCUGACUUGCUCUUCAUCAUCGACGAGCUGGACAAAUCUUACAAUCGUUCUGUCCGUCUGGCUCAGAGCAUCCUGGAGCUCAAAGAGAGAUCCGAAGACCCCCUGCAGUUUCAGACUGAGCUUGAGAGAGCCAGGAGCAAGCGAUACUUUGAGUACCCCCUGCUGGAGAGAUACAUGCAGUGCAAGCACAGCUCCUACUUCCUGGUCAGCAUGCUCUUCUUGCGAGGUUUCCUUCUGCUGACCUUCAUGUCCGCAUCGUGCCUGUACCUGGUUUACUUCCAUCUCUCCGCCUUCCUCCAAGAUGAAUUCAGCUGUUUCGUACGCACCGGGCUCCUGCGUGACCAGCCCUGGGUGCCUGAGCUAGUUCAGUGUAAAAUGACGGGCCUGCUUGUGUUCCAGGUCAUUAGUGUGGCUAACGGCGCCAUCUAUGUACUGCUGGGCCCUAUUGUUCUCUUUAGCCUGCUGCGCUUGUUCUGUUGGGACACGACCUUUCUCUCUCUUUAUGAGGUGCUGCCCGCAUUAGGCCUCAUCAGCGGACAGAAACUGGGCUGCCCGCUUAAUGACCUCAACGUGCUGCUUCUCUUCCUUCGCGCCAACGCAGCGCAACUGCGCUCGUACGGCCGCCUGAGGGCCGUGUGUUCCCUCGCGCCUCCUCGACUGAAGGGAGGGAACCGCAUGCUGACGGCGGAGCAGGCUGAGGAGGCGGUGGAGGCUGCAGAAGAGCUCGAGGAGGAGAUAAGAGAGGCCAGAGAGGAGGGCAAGCUCAAUCUCGUCGACCUCAUGACUUUGCUGGGAGCAGCCAGAGGGAACGCAGUGCACUGCCCAGAGCAGCGCCCUCUUGUGGAGGAGGACAUGACGCUCGAGCCUAACCGCCAGGUGUACCAUGAGUUGGAGACUACAACAUGUUGUUUUGCCUAAAACACCGACCAAUGGACUGGGCCUGUAAGAAUUUAUAAAUGGCCUCAGAGCAGC